AGGAAAUCGUGACUUGAACACACAGCCACCAAACAAAUGAACAUUCUUAUGUCUUGAGGUUGAACUUCCCAAAAUACAGAUAAAGUGUUCAUUCUUCAAGAUUCCUUUUCCUUGAAACUUACCAACAAAAUACUCUUGGACUCAGAAACUGAGGAGAGAGAGAGUGAGAGAGAGAGGAAGAGGGGGAGAGAAAAAGUGAAAGAGAAAAAAAUGAAUUCAUCCGAAUCAUCUGCAUCACAGAGCACAGAGCGAGGAUGCUUCUCUUCCCAAGUGUUCUCAUUGACUGUUGCUGGGAUCUCCAUCCUACUGCUCAGUGCCUGUUUCAUCACUCGAUGUGUUUUGACAUAUCACAUCUUUCAACUCUGUGAUGAGAAAAAGGACCAGCCAUAUGAGCUCAUGGAAUUCAACUGCUACAAUGAUGAAUCAGGUUCAGUCAAGAAUUGCUGUCCAUUGGGCUGGGUACAUUUUCAAUCUAGCUGCUACUUUUUUUCUACUAACAUCAAAAGCUGGUCAGAAAGUGUGAAAAACUGCUCCAGCAUGGGAGCUCAUCUGGUGGUUAUCAACUCAGAGGAGGAACAGAAAUUCCUUUUCCAUGCAAAACCUAAAGGUAAAGAGUUUUAUAUUGGGCUAACGGACCAGGUGGUUGACGGUCAGUGGAAAUGGGUAGAUGGCACACCUUUCACGGAGUCUCUGAGCUUCUGGGAUGCAGGGGAGCCCAACAACUUAUUUACAGUGGAGGACUGCGUCACCAUAAGAGACUCUAAAAAUCCUCGGCAAAAUUGGAAUGAUAUGGCCUGUUUCUUAAAUAUGUUUUGGAUUUGUGAAAUGCCAGAUAAAAGUAUUUUGGACAAAGAGAAGUCUUCAAGAACAGAAGGCCCACCUUUAAUGUAGGGGUGAGGAGGACCAAGAACAUGAACACAGCCACAACUCCACCGUGAGAAACGUGUGCGUUGUACUUCAGAAGGGCUCCACAAGUGUUUGCUGAUUUGAUGUGAAUAAAAAUAAAU
Myotis lucifugus (little brown bat) is the source of this 1007-nucleotide messenger RNA. RefSeq names its product C-type lectin domain family 4 member E (gene CLEC4E). Lineage: Eukaryota; Metazoa; Chordata; Mammalia; Chiroptera; Vespertilionidae. Bases 211 to 891 code for a protein of 226 amino acids. Gene Ontology annotation, molecular function: carbohydrate binding. Gene Ontology annotation, biological process: antifungal innate immune response. Gene Ontology annotation, cellular component: external side of plasma membrane. The transcript is spliced from 6 exons. The record is from RefSeq and is a predicted model, not a curated record.